Molecule: messenger RNA, 2915 nt
Organism: Odontomachus brunneus
Lineage: Eukaryota; Metazoa; Arthropoda; Insecta; Hymenoptera; Formicidae
Product: ATP-binding cassette sub-family F member 3
Exons: 9
Coding region: 430-2442 (670 amino acids)
Molecular function (GO): ATP binding; ATP hydrolysis activity
Source: RefSeq, a predicted model, not a curated record
AUGUUACAGGAUGUGAUACGAGCACUCGAUAUAACCUCAAAAAUGACAGUCACGCAAGAGGAAUUUUCUAAAUAUAUUGCAAUUCUCAUUAUGAAUACGUACUGGUAUGCUUUUGACUAGACUUCUGACCGUGUAAAAAUGGCGUGAACAUGUGUUCACGGUUCUCGAUGGCGAUCUGAUUGGAUUUGACGUCCGACCUGUCAAGCGAGACCCGCUCUGGCAUUACGUGCCGAUUAGGAUUACAAUUUUUGCAUCAAUUAUCCUUAAUCAGAGUAUAUUAUAAUAUGGCGAUCUGUGGUGAAUAUAUCCGUAGUCAAUUUCCGACGAUAGAUGACGAUCUGUAUCAAUAUGUGGAAAGUAUCCUGGACAGUUCCAAGGACGACUUCGAGGACGGCGACGAAGUGUAUGAGGCGAUAGGCGAGGUAUUACAUGAGGUGGCGGACAAGUCAGAAAUCGAGACAAAUAUGCGUGAAAUUAUUAGAGUUGUUAAAAGGUAGUACCAAUGACGAUAACAUAGAAAGGAGAAAAAACGGUGUUAAUAAAGUAUUGAAUGCUCCAGUACAUUUGGGUGCUCUGGCUGCUACCUUAGAGGCUCAAGUUGAACAAAUUAAGAGUAUAUGGGUCACAACUAGAGACGAUGCAAUGAAAGUAGAUGCUAAGAAGUUAGAGAAAGCUGAGGCUAAAUUGCAACAAAAACAAGAGAAACGAAUUGUAAAUGAGCAAGGGUCUGCUGGACGUAUUAAUACUGCCAAUAAUGUGUCUGAAUCAAGUGCUAGUGCCAGCCAAAUGACAAGUAAAAAGGACAGUCGAAUGGAAACUAAAGGCAAUGUCAAUAAAACUCAAGAUAUCAGAAUAGAGAAUUUUGAUGUCGCAUAUGGUGAUAGAGUAUUGCUGCGUGGUGCUGACUUAAUGCUUGCAUUUGGUAGACGAUAUGGUCUAAUAGGUAGAAACGGACUCGGCAAGACUACGUUACUUCGAAUGAUAUCUAGCAAACAACUGAGAAUACCAUCACACGUGCGAGUGUUGCACGUCGAGCAAGAGGUGGCCGGUGACGAUACGUCCGCGUUGGAAUCUGUAUUAGAGUGCGAUCAGGAACGUAGUACAUUACUCAGUCAAGAGACCAAGUUACAAACGAUGAUAGAGAAGGAAAACGGUUCGAAAACGGCAGAUACAUUAGGCGAAGAAUUGACUCGGGUGUACGAGGCGAUGCAAUUGGCCGAGGUCGACAAGGCUCCUGGCAAAGCAAGCGCAAUCCUGUCAGGACUCGGAUUUCCUGUGGAAAGGCAGUCUUGGCCGACCAAAGCUUUCUCCGGCGGUUGGCGUAUGAGAUUGGCCCUUGCCAGAGCUUUGUUCUCCAAACCGGAUUUGUUACUACUUGACGAACCGACGAACAUGCUGGACAUCAAGGCAAUACUUUGGUUAGAAAAGUACCUACAAACGUGGCCAAACACGUUACUCGUAGUGUCGCACGAUCGAAAGUUUUUGGAUACGGUACCGACCGAUAUUCUGUAUUUGCGCGGGCAGAAAAUAGAGGCAUAUCGCGGCAAUUACGAGCAAUUUGUGAAAACGAAAGGUGAACGUGAAAGAAAUCAACAACGAGAAUACGAGGCUCAACAGGCAAAGAGAGCGCACGUACAGGAAUUCAUCGACAAAUUCCGCUACAAUGCGAAUCGUGCCGCCAGUGUACAAAGCAAGAUUAAAAUGUUGGAGAAGUUGCCCGACUUGAAGCCGGUCGACAAAGAAAACGAAGUGACCCUGAAUUUCCCCAAUGUGGAGCCAUUGAGUCCCCCCAUAUUGCAACUCGACGAGGUCUCUUUCAGUUACAACGGAGGGGUCGACGUAAUAUUUAGUAACGUAAACCUUACCGCCAACUUACAAUCGCGUAUCUGCAUCGUCGGUGAAAACGGGACGGGUAAGACCACCCUCUUAAAAAUCAUCACAGGCACGUUGAAUCCGACACGCGGCACGGUGCACGUUCAUCGCAAUCUGAAGUUCGGAUACUUCAGUCAGCAUCACGUUGAUCAACUAGACAUGCGUAUUUGUCCCGUUGAACUAUUGCAAAGGCAUUUUCCCGGAAAACCGAUCGAAGAGUAUAGACGGAUGCUCGGAAGCUUCGGAAUAAGCGGCAAUUUAGCUCUACAAACCAUCAAUUCUCUUUCGGGAGGACAAAAAUCCAGAGUAGCGUUUGCCUUGAUGUGCGCCGCAAUGCCGAAUUUCCUAGUGCUCGAUGAGCCCACGAAUCAUCUUGAUAUCGAGUCAAUCGAAGCGCUGGGUAAAGCUCUCAAUAAAUGCCAGGCUGGUGUAAUCUUAGUGUCUCACGAUGAACGUUUGAUUCGAAUGGUUUGUACAGAACUGUGGGUAUGUGGAGGAGGAUCCGUUCGAUGUAUCGAAGAAGGUUUCGACGAAUAUCGCAGAAUUAUCGAAAGAGAGCUUGAAUUAUAAAAAUUUGAUUUUUUAAAUGUGAUAUUGUCAUCUUUCGUUAUCUUCUAUCGAGUAAUACAUUGUUAUAAAAUUUUAGAAAAGCUCCAUUGUUUCAAUUAAUAUCAUAAUGCAACUAUUAUCUAUUUUAUCAUAAAUAUUUACUUUUCUUUCGAAAUAUUUCAUCGCCAAAGGUAUCUUAUUUAUUUCUUAGAUGCUUUUUUGUGAAAUAUAUUAAAACAUUAGCGAUUAUUAAUUGUAUAUGUACGUUUUAUUUAUCAAAUUAACAAAUAUCUGGUAAUUAUAAAAUGCAAGUUUUAGCAUUGCGCGACUUUACUAUAAUAAAUUAUUUAUUUUUCCCUCAAGAACUUUAAAUUAACAUGCUAUAAUUUGACUGUGAAUUCAAGUAGAUUGGACGAUCGAGCAUGGAAAUUUUCAUAUUUAAUACUAUAAUCUAUUACGAAGAAAAGUAAUAAAAAAUAUUGUUGUUAGAUAAA